CUCACUCCUCUCGCGAGAUUUCUCAGCAGUCAAAGGAAAAAAAAAAGAAGCUGCGAUGCUAAAGGUUUGUUAGCCUUAUUUUCUGACAGCUUCGCGUCUAGCUGGAUGGAGGAGAAAACGCCACACUGUUAUUAAGGUAAAGCUUUCCAGAGACUGGGAGCACUUCCUGCAGUCCCCUCCCCUAUCAUCCUUCUCAGAGUGGAUUUGAAGAUGUAGCCAAGAGUAAAGUGGAUCAUCUCUUCAGUCCCUCAGCAGUCCUGCCCCAGGGAUAGUCAGUGACUUCUCACCUCCACCCUCUGCCAGCCUAACUCUGUGGCACUUUGGUCCCCAACAGGGGCUGCCUUGUGCGUGACUCAGCCUUCCCCAGUCAGUCCUUCCGUCCGUGGUUGAAGGACCCUGCUGUCCUCAGCCAUGCUGUUCUCCCUGAGGGAACUGGUCCAGUGGCUGGGCUUUGCCACCUUUGAACUCUUCCUCCACCUGCUAGCUUUGCUGGUCUUCAGCAUGCUGGUUGCUCUGCGAGCUGACAUGUUCACCCCUACGUUGAGCUGGUGGCUGGUGUUCGUCCCGCUGUUUGCCGCCGAUGGCCUCAGCACCUACUUUACGGCCAUUGUGUCAAUUCGUCUUUACCAGGAGAACGAGAAGCGCCUCGCCGUGCUGCGGCUCCUCUGGGUGCUGACGGUGCUCAGCCUCAAGCUGGUGUGCGAGGUGCUGCUGUGUCAGAAGCUGGCGGAGCAGGAGCAAGCCAGAGACCUGUGGUUCGGCCUCAUCGUCUCUCCGCUGUUCAUCCUGCUGCAGCUGCUGAUGAUACGGGCGUGCCGCGUCAACUGAGGGGAGGCGGCUAGCGGUUGGGCUUCCCCAUCACCGAAAACACAGGAACACAGAGCAAUCUUCCUCUGCCAAUAGAGAUUUAAAGCAUAACAAUAGUGUAAUUUCUCUUUGGGCUCACAGCUACCUUUUUUUUUUUUUUUUUUUUUUUUAAACACACAUGGUCCAGGUCUCACCAAAUUUGUAUACAUUUUUGUUUCUAAUAAUUAUUUAUAAGUUCUAAUGCAGUAUUUCUCUUUCCAGAUGCGUGGAGGCUGUUGUAGUUGUACCAUGGAUUUUGAAUUAGAUCAAUCAUGUAUGAGAAUAAUAAGGGCGACCACGUGUUUUUGGCCAUGUAGUGUAAAAAGUAGGGCGGGGUUAAAAUAAUCGAAUCUCCAAUUAAAAUUGACCUUUGAUUGGGUGAUCCGAUAAUGAUUCAUGAAAUCCCCAAACUGAUCUUUUAUCAUGCAUUUUCACAUAUGGAUGUGGGGAAUCUUAAAGUAAACAUUAACCU
Molecule: messenger RNA, 1318 nt
Organism: Etheostoma cragini (Arkansas darter)
Lineage: Eukaryota; Metazoa; Chordata; Actinopteri; Perciformes; Percidae
Gene: tmem203
Product: transmembrane protein 203
Exons: 2
Coding region: 412-828 (138 amino acids)
Biological process (GO): intracellular calcium ion homeostasis
Cellular component (GO): endoplasmic reticulum
Source: RefSeq, a predicted model, not a curated record